Messenger RNA from Rhododendron vialii, 4215 nucleotides. Its product is annotated as DNA polymerase I A, chloroplastic/mitochondrial. Gene Ontology annotation, molecular function: 3'-5' exonuclease activity; DNA-directed DNA polymerase activity; DNA binding. The transcript is spliced from 12 exons. The coding region runs from base 203 to 3739 and encodes 1178 amino acids. Lineage: Eukaryota; Viridiplantae; Streptophyta; Magnoliopsida; Ericales; Ericaceae. The record is from RefSeq and is a predicted model, not a curated record. Gene Ontology annotation, biological process: DNA-templated DNA replication; double-strand break repair.
UAAGUCCAAACCCUCUCUCUCUCUCUCAUGUGCUCUCGACGCUGUGCAGCUCCACGCUCAGAGCCACCCAGUUACAGACGAAGAACAAUUAGGCCCUAGUAAUAAAAAACUAAAAGCCCUCAAAUUUUACAGGUUCAACCGAGAAGCUACGACGGCUUGUAUAGGUAACCCACGCAAUAAGCUGGGAAGAGGGUUAGCCGCCAUGGCAAUGGGCAUGUCUACUCAAAGCAGCAGCCCCUUCAAAAAACCCUCUUUCCCUGCUCUUUUCUUGUUUUCAAGCUCGCCUCUCCCCUCUUCUUGGCGCUGCUUUUGGGCUUCCUCCAGAAAAGCCGUACGCAGGCACGGGGAUUGUGCACUCCACAAUGUUGCCGGUCCAUUACCUAAUAUGGUUAUGUUCAGUAGUUCUUUUCAGUUUAAACGAGGUGCAAGCUACAAUACCAUGUCAUCUGAAGAGAAUGUUAAACAAGAUGACAUGGAGUUGUAUCUUCAAUCUAUUGGAUGGACGCUUGAGGUUCCUGAGCAGGUGAGCAACCCUUCCAUCUCACAUGCUCGGAUGCUUCCUGAUUACCCACCUCAGUCUAGCACUAUAGAAAACUCCUCUGGGGGUUCUAGUAGCCUGCAAAGGCUUGGGGAAGAGAAUGAACAAGGAGAUUGCUUCAGCGCAAGUGCUUCUUCUGGUGCUACUGCAAUACAACUGCUUGAGAAGACACAACUCUUUAAGGACAAGAAGGGGGCAGGUUGGGGUAAUCACAAGAACGGAAAUAGAAAUAUUGGAAUUUUAUCGGAAGUAACUACUGGAACGAGUGUGGACAGUGGGAGAGAGGGUUUUGAAGAUGGAAGUACUUGUUAUGCUUCGAAUUUUUAUGAAGAUUUGUGUCCUUUGGAUAUUGAAAUAGCCAGCAGAGAAACAACUUUACAACAUUCAAGGAACAGCAACCAAUCUGAUGCUGGAAAUGGAGCUUUAAGAGGCUCAACGGGAGAAAAGCACUUGAGAGAUGCCUCAGAUCAAGGAAUUUCUACACCUCGGCAUAAACCCACUCAACAACCAAAAAAUUCAAAGAAUGGUGAAGGGGAUGAUAGCAUUAUUAAUGGUCAUGCUUCACACAUGCCAGCUGCUGAACAAAAAUGCAGUAGGAGAAACUACAUUACUGAUAAUAAGGCUGGUGAUCCUCCUCUUCGUUUCUCUAGGGAACAUGAUUUAUCUUCAACGCUGACAUCCCCAUCAUAUGUCCAGCUCGAGUGGCCACCAUCAGGGGAGUUCUUAGAGGAAUGGGAUUUCAUAAAAUCCAAGCAUAUUGAUGGUAGUGUCUCUGUAAGCGAAGCCACUUUUAUGCCAACAACUGGUCAGGAACCCGAUCCUUACAAGAGGCUUCUCCAGAUUUAUGACAAGGUUCUUAUAGUUGAUAGUAUCCCCAUGGCAAGGGAAAUUGUGGGAAUGCUUACAAAUCAGUACAGGCAUCUUGUCCAUGCAUGUGAUACAGAGGUGUCAAAUAUUGAUGUCAAGCAGGAAACACCAGUUGACCACGGAGAAAUAACCUGCUUUAGUAUUUACUGUGGACCCAAAGCAAAUUUUGGCAACGGAAAAUCUUGCAUUUGGGUAGAUGUUCUUGAUGGCGGUGGCAAGAGUCUUUUAGUUGAAUUUGCUCCUUUCUUUGAAGAUCCAUCUAUAAAAAAGGUUUGGCACAAUUAUAGCUUUGAUAGGCAUGUUAUAGAGAACUAUGGGAUUAAAGUUUCUGGCUUUCAUGCUGACACCAUGCAUCUGGCUCGACUAUGGGAUUCUUCAAGACAAACGAAGGGUGGUUAUUCUCUAGAAGCACUCACAGGUGACCCGGCGGUGUGUGGUGAUAAAAAUAUGGUUGGUAAAGUAUCUAUGAAAAACAUCUUUGGCAGGAGAAAGUUGAAAAAAGAUGGAUCUGAGGGAAAAAUUAUCACCAUUCCUCCCGUUGAAGAGCUACAAAGAGAAGAGAGGAAACCAUGGAUUUGCUAUUCUGCCUUAGAUGCAAUGAGCACACUAAAGCUCUAUGAGAACUUGAAAAGCAAACUAUCAGGGAGGGAAUGGAAACUUGAUGGAUGCACAAAAGGACGUAUGAUCGACUUUUAUGAGAAAUAUUGGCGCCCAUUUGGUGAGAUUCUUGUCGAAAUGGAAGCUGAAGGGAUGCUGGUUGAUCGAGUAUAUCUUGCUGAGAUCGAGAAAGUGGCUCAAGCAGAGCAGCAAGUUGCUGCUAACAGAUUUCGCCGUUGGGCAUCUAAGUAUUGCCCAGAUGCUAAAUACAUGAAUGUAGGAAGUGAUGCACAGUUGCGCCAGCUCUUUUUUGGUGGAGCUCAAAACAGCAAGGAUCCAAACGAGAGCCUUCCAGAUGAGAGGGAUUUUAAAAUUCCCAAUGUUGAGAAAGUGAUCGAAGAAGGCAAGAAAACUGCCACAAAAUUCCGCACGAUUAGACUGCAUAGACUACUUCGUGAUACUCGGAUAGACCCUGAGAUCUAUACUGCAUCUGGUUGGCCCUCUGCUAGUGGAGACGCUUUGAAGACCCUUGCGGGCAAGGUUUCUGCAGAAUUUAGUUUUACAGAUGAAUCUGAUUCAUUGCAGAAGGAUGCCAAUGUUGGAAAUUUGCCUGAAACCAAGGUCCCAGGGGUAAAGGUCGGAGCUGUUAGUGAGUGCACCGAAUCUGCCUAUGGUACGGCUUAUGCUCCGUUCGGAAGGGGAGAAAAGGGGAAGGAGGCAUGCCAUGCCAUUGCUGCUUUAUGUGAAAUGUGCUCUAUAGACUCUUUGUUAUCCAACUUCAUCCUCCCCUUGCAGGGCAGUCAUAUAGCAGGCAAGAAUGGGCGUAUCCAUUGUUCUCUAAACAUCAACACAGAAACUGGGCGCUUAUCAGCUAGGAGACCAAAUUUGCAGAAUCAGCCUGCUUUGGAGAAAGAUCGCUAUAAGAUCCGCCAGGCAUUUAUUGCUGCACCAGGAAACUCCCUUAUUGUUGCUGAUUACGGGCAGCUGGAACUUAGGAUUCUUGCACAUCUUGCCAACUGUAAGAGCAUGUUGGACGCCUUUGAGGCGGGUGGUGACUUCCAUUCAAGGACGGCGAUGAACAUGUAUCCACACAUUCGUAAAGCUGUUGACCAGAAGCAUGUGCUUCUUGAAUGGCAUCCUCAACCUGGUGAAGAAAAGCCGCCGGUCCCUUUACUGAAGGAUGCUUUUGCUUCUGAAAGAAGGAAAGCAAAGAUGCUCAACUUUUCCAUUGCUUAUGGGAAAACUCCAGUGGGUCUUGCCCGUGAUUGGAAGGUUUCUGUAAAGGAAGCAAAAGAAACUGUCGAUCUCUGGUACAAUGAGAGACACGAAGUGCGGAAAUGGCAGGAAGAACGUAAGAAGGAAGCUCAAAAAGAUAGUUGUGUUCACACAUUGCUAGGAAGGGUCCGCCAUUUCCCUUCGAUGAAGAAUGUCACACCCUAUCAAAAAGGUCAUAUUGAACGAGCUGCCAUCAACACCCCAGUCCAGGGUAGCGCUGCUGAUGUUGCCAUGUGUGCCAUGAUAGAAAUAUCAAAGAAUGCUCGUUUGAAAGAGCUUGGAUGGAGGCUGCUAUUGCAGGUUCAUGAUGAAGUAAUCCUUGAAGGACCAACAGAGUCUGGCGAGGAGGCCAAGGCCAUCGUUGUUGACUGCAUGUCCAAACCCUUUGACGGCAAGAAUAUUCUGCAGGUUGAUCUCUCUGUCGAUGCCAAAUGUGCUCAAAACUGGUAUUCGGCAAAGUAAGUAGUCGGGUACAAGUCCCACACAGUUUUGUCUUUCCCCACCCCAGAGUCCAGGCCACACGUGGGUAGUUCGGACAUCUCAAUCUGAAGCAGCAGGUGUUCGAGGUCUCUUCUUUGCUGGAGCACGGGCUGCUCAGGCAACCCACUGCAAUUACUGCUUCCAACUUGCUAUCCUAAAGAGAGACAGUUGUUACGUUCGUGCUGAUGUGAUUUUUUGACUUUGCCAGAAGCGGCAGUCACGAUUGGCUGUGGAUUGGGUAGGUAGUGUGAAUAGUGAAGCUUGGGAGAGAUCCACCAAUGUGCAUAAGAUUCUUGAUGUUUAGACACAGAUUGUUGUUAUUGCCAUAGAAUCUGUGAUAUGGGGUUCCACUAUCUGUGUCUCUCUAAUUUCACUUGACUUUGUUUGGAAGGGGGAUGAACUUAAUCUGAUUUUGCACAGUGCAGUCUGUGGUUGAGUUGGGCUUUCGAAGGUCCAAA